GAGGCGUUAUCCGUCGGGUCUCGAGGGUUUUUAGGGCUUAGUUACGAUCCGGCAUUAAGGCCUCUCCUCCUCCAUUUUCAAUCGAAGCUUCGUCGCAGGGAGGUUUGGAUUUGGCCGUCAUGGAAUCGUAUGGAACGGAGACGGUUCGUGACGAUGAGACUAAGUACGUUAAACCCUCUGACCAGGUUGACGAUGAGGGCGAUAAAUCUCAUCCUCACGCCGGUGGCGGCGUCGAUAGCCCCGGAAAAAUUUUUGUUGGAGGUUUAGCCAGGGAGACUACUUCAGCCGAAUUUGUCAAGCAUUUUGGGAAAUAUGGAGAAAUCACGGAUUCUGUGAUUAUGAAGGACCGGAAAACCGGGCAGCCCCGUGGAUUCGGGUUCGUGACAUAUGCUGACCAAUCUGUGGUCGAUAAAGUCAUCCAGGACACUCACGUUAUAAAUGGGAAACAGGUUGAGAUUAAACGGACCAUACCUAGAGGAUCUAUGGGUUCCAAUGAUUUCAAGACCAAGAAAAUUUUUGUCGGUGGAAUUCCUUCGUCUGUAAAUGAUGAUGAGUUCAAGGAAUUCUUUAUGCAAUUUGGAGAGGUGAAAGAACACCAGAUUAUGCGUGACCACUCAUCUGGGAGAUCCCGUGGCUUUGGAUUUGUUACGUAUGACAAUGAAGAUGUGGUUGAUGAUCUCUUGGUGAAAGGAAACAGGAUUGAGUUUGCCGGGGCUCAGGUAGAGAUAAAAAAGGCAGAGCCAAAGAAACCGAACUCGGUUCCACCACCAGCAAAGAGGUUCAGUGACUCAUCAAGGUCUAGCUUUGGUGGUGGAUAUGGUGACGGCUAUGGUGGUGGACACAGUGGCGGAUAUGGUGGUCCUUACAAGUCAGGUGGUGGCUAUGGAGGCGGCAGAUCAAGCGGGUUUGGAGGUUACCCAGGUGGCGAUUUUGGAGGCUACGGAGGAUAUGGCGGUGGCUUUGGGCCUCACAGAGGAGGUGGAGGAGGAGAACCAGCCCUCGGAUACUCGGGUCGAUACGGAGGAGGAGGAGGAGGUGGCGGUUAUAACCGGAGUGGUUAUGGAAUGGGCGGUGGUGGGUAUGGUGGUGGACCUGGUGACAUGUACGGCAGCCCUUAUGGUGGACCAGGAGGUGGGUACGGUGGUGGACCUGGUGGUGGCUAUGGCGGUGGAGCCGGAGCCGGUGGUGGGUACGGUGGUAUGGGUAGUGCCGGUGGAGCAGGAGGCGGCUAUAGAGGAGGAGGUGGCUAUGAAAUGGGCGGUGGAGGAUAUGGUGGAGGAGGCUCGUUCUAUGGAGGAAGUAGAAGUGGCUAUGGCGGCGGUGGAAGUGGCCGGUAUCAUCCGUACGGAAGGUAGAAACUUGUGAACGAAAGCGAGUUGAAGUGGAGAUCGAAGGUUGAUUGUAACAUUGUAAUUUGAGUGUGGCUUUUUAGGUUCGUUUUCUGAUUUAGAUUAGAAGACUUUGACCAAAAAAAAAAGAGAAUUCGUCGGCUCAGAUUCUGCAGAUUCUUUUGAUCUUAUCUUUGGUAAGAAUAAACUGUUUGAUACUGCAUGCAUAUUA
Messenger RNA from Tarenaya hassleriana, 1560 nucleotides. RefSeq names its product heterogeneous nuclear ribonucleoprotein A3 homolog 2-like. Gene Ontology annotation, biological process: regulation of gene expression. Bases 120 to 1355 code for a protein of 411 amino acids. The transcript has 6 exons. Gene Ontology annotation, cellular component: nucleoplasm. NCBI's taxonomy places the organism in Eukaryota, Viridiplantae, Streptophyta, Magnoliopsida, Brassicales, Cleomaceae. The record is from RefSeq and is a predicted model, not a curated record. Gene Ontology annotation, molecular function: RNA binding.